This is a messenger RNA of Amyelois transitella, 1023 nucleotides long. RefSeq lists its product as uncharacterized. Gene Ontology annotation, molecular function: calcium ion binding. Gene Ontology annotation, cellular component: cytoplasm. Lineage: Eukaryota; Metazoa; Arthropoda; Insecta; Lepidoptera; Pyralidae. Bases 28 to 1023 code for a protein of 331 amino acids. The record is from RefSeq and is a predicted model, not a curated record. The transcript has a single exon.
UACUGGUGAAAGUAAAAUAGCAAAAUUAUGGAUGACUUUGAAACUGAUGGCGCUACUGAAACAACAGAAACGACUAAUGUUGAAGAUUUAAAAGAAGGUGCCGAUCCGGAGAAAGUAGGUGAAGAAGGAGCUCGUGGUGACGGUGGAGAAGAGGUGGAUGGUGAACAUAUAGAGGGAGAACAUGUUGAAGGAGAACAUCUCGAAGGUGAACAUGCUGAAGGGGAACAAGUUGAAGGUGAACACGUAGAAGGCGAGCACAUUGAUAAAGAAAAAGUUUUAGGAGAAGGAGAAGAGUUAUUAGGCGAGGAAUUAGCAGGUGAAGGAUUAGAAGAAGAAACUCAAGAAGGUGAGAAGCAAGAAGAAAAAGUAGAAGAAGUUGUAGAAGAGGAAGAAGUGUAUGUUGAAGAACCUCCACCUGAUCCAGCAGCUCCUUUCAAUUUUAGUGAUUCUAAAGAAGCACUGAAGGAUCCCUUCCAGCUAAGACCUGAUCAGCUAGCAGAAGUAGAACAGCUUUGGGAAUUAUAUCAAAAUUAUACUCCUGCUUAUACUGAUAUUGAUAAUUACAUUACUGAAAAAGAAUUACUGUAUAUGCUCAAAGCAUUAAUGCUUAUGACAUUCACAGAAGAACAGUUUUACGAGUUGAUAGAAUACUGUGUAAGACCGCCACAUCCGAAAGGACACAUUAAUUUUGAUCAAUUUGUGAAGAUGGUGACCAUACGUCAGAGGGACUUUCUCAUUGAAGAUGAGUUGCGGACUGCUUUACAAGUAUUUGACCCUGAGAAAACUGGUUUAGUCGACAGAGAAAACUUGAGAGAAGUGCUUCUUAAACAAGGUCAUAAAAUAUCGCAGAAGAUGGUGGAUAGUCUUAUUAAGGAAGUAGAUAUGAGCAAUGACGGGACUCUUGGAAUUGAUGAUAUCGUUGGGACCAUGUGCAUUGAUUUGAAUAAAGAGGAUUUGCAGAUGCUAAUGGCGUCAUUGUAUCCUGAUGAGGCUCCCCCACCAGAAGAUGAUGAAGCAGCCUAG